GGGAAUCAUGGCGGAAAUGGAAACUUCACCGAGAAAAGAAGAAGUUGACGAUGUAGCUAAAGCGGUAAAGGCCUUGGAGGACACAAAAGCCGGCAUCCAAGGGCUCGUCGACACCGGCAUAGUUAAACUUCCUCCAUUCUUUUUCAUGUCACCGGAUGUUCUCAACGAUCAUCCAACGUUGAAGGAUCCAUAUUUACAUAGUGAUUUCCAGGUUCCCGUCAUAGAUCUAAAAGAUGUCUUAGAUCCUGUUCAGCACAAAGAAAUCGUGGAAAAGAUGAGAUCAGCGUCGGAGGAAUGGGGAUUCUUCCAAGUGAUUAACCAUGGAAUCCCACAACAUGUGUUGAAGGAAGCCGUCGACGGUGUCAGGAGAUUCCACGAACAGCCCAGGAAGGUGAAGACGACAUAUUACGGUCGGACCGGCGUGGUUAGGUAUUACACUAACUAUGCGCUUAAGUCUAAAGGUGUGAGCUGGAUAGACACUUUGGCUUGUGUGAUGGCUCCGAAUCCCACGCCGGAGAAGUAUCCCUCCGCUUGCAGGGAUAUAUUCAUGGAGUAUUCAAAGCAUGUUGAAAGCUUAGGGGAAGUUAUUUUGGGGUUGCUGUCGGAGGCCCUGUGUUUGGACCCCGAGCACCUCAAAGACAUAGGGUGCUCGGAAGGGUACGCCUUUCAUUGUCAAUAUUAUCCGGCUUGCCCCGAACCCGACCGGACCUUAGGAGUGAUGCGACACCGUGAUCCCGACUUCUUCACCAUCCUUGUACAAAAUGAAAUCCAAGGGCUUCAAGUUCUUCAUCGAGAUCACUGGAUUGAUAUCUCUCCCAUGAAAGGAGCCGUCAUAGUUAAUAUCGGCGAUCUCUUACAGCUCAUCUCCAAUGACAAGUUCAAAAGCGUGGAUCACAGAGUUUUGGCGACAAGUGCAGGACCCAGAGUAUCAUUGGCAUGCUUGUUCACCACAGAUUUACAGCCAUCGGACAAGGUUUAUGCACCCAUAGAACAAUUGUUAUCCCCACAUAAUCCGCCUUUAUACAAGGGAACCACCAUUCCCAAUUAUCUCAAAACUUACGUCUCCAAACCAGGCAAUGGACUCUCUCUUCUCAAGUUGUGAUUCUGCUAUCAUGGACCGGAUUAACCCACUCCUGUUUUAUAAAUAAAAAUGUUAAGCACACAUCUCUAGUAUGUAUGUUUAUUAUUAA
Molecule: messenger RNA, 1190 nt
Organism: Hibiscus syriacus
Lineage: Eukaryota; Viridiplantae; Streptophyta; Magnoliopsida; Malvales; Malvaceae
Product: 1-aminocyclopropane-1-carboxylate oxidase homolog 1-like
Exons: 3
Coding region: 8-1102 (364 amino acids)
Source: RefSeq, a predicted model, not a curated record